This is a messenger RNA of Drosophila persimilis, 2049 nucleotides long. It is a transcript of the gene NaPi-T, whose product is annotated as sialin. The record is from RefSeq and is a predicted model, not a curated record. The transcript is spliced from 7 exons. Gene Ontology annotation, cellular component: plasma membrane. Gene Ontology annotation, biological process: monoatomic anion transport; phosphate ion transmembrane transport. Bases 130 to 1731 code for a protein of 533 amino acids. NCBI's taxonomy places the organism in Eukaryota, Metazoa, Arthropoda, Insecta, Diptera, Drosophilidae.
UGGCAAUUGGACGAGUCGGUUCGUUGUCGCUGCGAUCUCAAAUCCGAUCAGAUCCUGUCAAUCCGGCGAUGAGGAAACCGAUUCAAGUGCAAGAUAGCUGAUUAAAACAGAAGAAUCAACUCAUUCGCCAUGGCUGAAGUCGAGGCCCGCACUGUGCUCUGGUACAUGACGUUCAUGGGAUUCAUUGUGAACUACAUGAUUCGGAUCAAUCUGAACAUCACCAUCGUGGACAUGAUUGCCGGCAAAGGUGAGGCGGUGCCCCUCAAUCAGUCCUCCCUCGAUCUGGUGAACGCAUCGGACUUUGCCUCUCUUCCGGAUGACAGCGAGAGGUUCUCACUGGAGCGGUGGUUUCUUGAUUGGGCUAAUAUUGGCUAUGAUCGGGAGGGCUUCCACUGGAACGAGAAGCAGCAGGGCGCUCUGUUGGGGUCCUUCUUCUGGGCCCACUGGACCCUGCAGAUACCCGGCGGCAUUCUGGCCACCAAAUACGGCACCAAGCUGAUCUUUGGCUGGUCGAACGGCAUCGGAGUCUUCUGCUGCUUCCUCAUACCGAUUGUCUCCUACUGGAGCUACACGGGUCUGAUUUGUCUGCGUGUCUUCCAAGGCUGGAUAACUGGAUUGGCCUGGCCCUCGAUGCAUGUUCUGACCGCCAAAUGGAUACCGCCCAACGAGAGGAGCAAGUUCGUCAGCGCCUAUCUGGGCAGCUCGGUCGGAGUGGCGCUGUUCUACCCCAUCUUUGGCUACAUCAUCGACUGGACCAGCUGGGAGUGGGUAUACUAUAUUUGCGGCGUUGUCGGCACUCUGUGGUUCAUUGCCUGGCAGUUCCUCGUCUACGACACACCUGCCGAGCAUCCGCGCAUCGCCGACUCGGAGCGCAGAUACAUCGAAAAGUCGCUGGGCGCCUCCGUGCAGAGCAGCAACAAGGGUCCGACGCCCUGGAUGGCCAUAGCUACCUCGCGGCCCGUCUGGCUAAAUGUGGUGGCCCAGUGGGGCGGCAUUUGGGGUUUGUUCACCCUGAUGACGCAUGCCCCGACCUACUUCCGAUUGAUCCAUCACUGGAACAUCCGAGCGACGGGUUUCCUCUCCGGCCUGCCACAUCUGAUGCGGAUGAUAUUCGCCUAUACCUUCUCCAUCCUGGCUGACUAUCUGCUGCGAACGGAUCGCCUGAGUCGCACCAAUGUCCGCAAGCUGGCCACCUUUGUCUGCUGUGGUGUCAAGGGUCUGGUGGUGCUGGCAUUGGCCUACUUUGGCUAUAAUGCAAUGGCAGCCAUUCUGCUGGUGACCUUGGCCACCAUGUUCCAUGGAGCAGUGUCCUCCGGCCCGUUGGCCUCGAUGGUGGAUCUGUCGCCCAACUAUGCGGGCAUUGUUCUGGGUGUUAGUGGCAUGAUUGGAGGCAUGCCGGGUUUCAUCUCACCCCUGAUUGUGGGUCACCUGACCCAGGGUAAUCAAACCAUCGAAGCCUGGAAGAAAGUGUUCCUUCUGAGCUCCGCCAUGCUGACGGGCAGUGGCAUCCUGUAUGUCCUCUUCUCGGAGUCCACGUUACAGCCGUGGAACAGUGGCUGCCACGCACUGCCCGAUGCUGGACUCAAGGAGCUGCAGACCUUAGAGGCGAGGCUGGAGGAUGAGGAGGAAAAGAAACCACUCAACAGAUCAGAUGCCGAUCAUGUCACGACAGAGGCCGAGGCGGAGACGGAGACGGAGACCGAGACCAAAACAAAAUCCAUUCAGCUCUGAAAUGUGACAAUCCAGCACGUCAUCCCCCUCUUUAUUGGCCCCCAGGUCCGUGUUGGUUAUGGCACCCAGUCCGUGGACGCCUGAUAGGGCUUAUCGGUCUGCGAAUCGGGGGAAAUAUUUGCCCACGGAUUUGGGCGAGUUUAGGCGUCUCCAACCUCCAGCUUUAAGUAAACUCGUAAUAAUAACAACAUACCAUGCAUAUAUAGUCGUAAGAUUAGGUUCCUCCAUCCACCCAAUGUCUGUCUGUCCACUGUUUGUGUGUGUGUGUGUGUGCGUGUGUGGUCGUAGUCAAAUACACAAAAGGGAAAAGAUUUAUUA